Bradysia coprophila is the source of this 4404-nucleotide messenger RNA. Its product is annotated as putative ATP-dependent DNA helicase HFM1. The record is from RefSeq and is a predicted model, not a curated record. Gene Ontology annotation, molecular function: nucleic acid binding; ATP binding. NCBI's taxonomy places the organism in Eukaryota, Metazoa, Arthropoda, Insecta, Diptera, Sciaridae.
AAUUAUUUAGCUUUUCAUUUUCGUCUGUGGAUGCUGAUCAUGCUGAUCGUCUGUGGCCAGUACUCAAUUAACUCGAGCUAAAUGGAACUGUUUUAAAUCGAAAUAAAAUGCAGCGAUCAGUACAAGAAAUCCCGAGCAAGUAUCGACACAUAUUCGAAAAAUUUGCUAAUUUUAAUCGAAUGCAAUCGGAAAUAAUCGAUAAAGUUCUUCAAACAGAUAAAUCGAUUGUGGUGAGCGCCCCAACAGGGUCUGGAAAGACUGUAAUUUUGGAACUGGCAAUCGUUCGAUUGCUGAGAAAAAUCGACGAGGCCGCCAACAAAGACGAAUUUAAGAUAAUUUACAUUGCGCCAAUCAAAGCCCUGUGCAAUGAAAUUACCGCUGACUGGAAAUUAAAAUUUGAUCAACUGGGUGUGCUCUGUGGAUCGGUAACGGGUGACGAUAACGAUUUUGAUUUGAACACAUCAAAGUUUAGCAUUAUUGUCACAACGCCGGAGAAAUUUGAUUCAUUGAGUCGGAAAUGGAACGCUUGUGAUUAUAUGAGAGCCAUCAAGUUGCUGAUGAUUGAUGAGGUUCAUCUGCUCAACGAGGACAAACGAGGGCCUAUUCUCGAAGCGGUUGUGUCGCGUAUGAAAACUACUCGACUGAAAUUGAACCAGCAGAAUGAUUCGACCGAUCGAAUUAGAUUUAUUGCAGUGUCGGCAACCAUUCCCAACAUUGAUGAUCUGGCAUCAUGGUUGGACGACAAGGAUAAUACAAUUUGCCAUAAAGUGUCUGAGGACUUACGCCCCGUCAAAUUGGAACGGCACGUUCUUGGCUAUCCGUAUUACAAUUCAACGCCGUUUCGUUUUGACAUGAGCCUCACAUACAAGCUUCCACCAAUCAUCGAGAAAUACUCGAACAAUAAGCCCGCCCUGAUCUUCUGCAAUUCACGGCGUAGUGCUGAAAUGGGUGCAACAACCAUCAUCGACAAGGUACGAUUGAAUUUGUCCGACGAACAACGGCAAAAAAUACUGACAUUAUCCAGUCAAAUUGAAGACGUAAAACUGCGUAAGACGGUAUCGAGUGGGGUCGCUUUCCACCAUGCUGGUUUAUGCGUCAGCGAUAAGAAAUUGAUUGAGGAAUACUUUCGGUCGGCGUCGCUACCAAUUCUCUUUUCAACAAAUACAUUGGCCAUGGGAGUCAAUUUACCCGCAUACCUGACCGUUAUCAAAUCGACAGAGAUGCUGGUGUCUGGAGCCGUUCAUGAACUGUCAGAGGCUGUUGUUUUACAAAUGAUCGGUAGAGCUGGCCGACCGCAGUUCGAUGAUCAUGGCGUUGCUGUUAUUAUGACUCAAAGUACCAAAGUGAACAAGUACGAGAGUUUGAUCAGUGGCACUGCACCAAUCGAAUCCCAUCUACAUAACCAUUUAAUCGAGCAUUUGAAUUCGGAAAUCGUUUCGCAGACCAUGUCCAAUAUGGAUUUGGUGGCCCAUUGGAUUCGCUCGUCUUAUUUGUACAUUAGAGCGAUUAAGAAACCGCUACAUUAUGGUUUCCCGGCGAAUGCAACGGUCGAAACGGUAGAACAGAGGUUGCAAGAACUGUGCGUAACAGCCAUAGAAGAGCUGAAAAAAUAUGGUCUGGUGAUAGAAACGAAUUCUUCGUUGAGGGCUACUCAACUUGGUCGACUGAUGGCACAUUUUUACUUGAACUUUGAAACUAUGAAACAUUUCACAACGAUCACAGGCACAGAGAAUGUACAGGAAAUUUUCGGGACACUGAUCACGUGCCCUGAUUUUUCCAAUGGAUACCAUCUUCGAAUGAAUGACAAAAAAUUCUUGAACGCUUUGAACAAAAGCUCACCAGAAAACGAUUGCAUUCGGUUCCCCAUUCAGGGAAAAGUAAAGACUGUCACCGACAAAAUUUCAUGCUUGAUGCAAGCUGUAUUAGGUAAUAUUCCCGUCAACGACUCGUCUAUUACCGAAGAAGCUUCUCAACUGAUCAAACUCGGUCAACGGAUCGGACGUGCAUUACAGGAGUAUAUUGCUAUUUUGGAUACAAAGAAUAACUUUUCUGCGUUAACAUCGAUUCUGCUGUUGCUGAAGGGUCUUCACGCUAAUUUAUGGGAAAAUUCAACGUACGUGUUCAAGCAAUUCAAUAAAAUUGGUCACGUUUAUUCAAAGGUUCUAGCUACGAACGGAAAAACUACCUUCGAGUCCAUUUUAAACUCGACACCGAGCGACAUUGAAAUGAUCUUGAAAAAACGCCCACCUUUCGGAAAGGACUUUCUCGAUGGCGUCAUAAUUCUACCACAAUUUACCUUAAAUGUAAAUGUGAAACGAGAGGAGAAACAAAUUUAUAUCGUUGUCGAACAGGUUAAUCCGAAAUUCGUGUGUGAUUCAUCGAGUAGAGGGAUUACACUUAUCGUCGGUGAUUCGACAAAUGAGACACUGUUCGUGGACCAUCGAGUGCAGUACUUUUUGGGUAAAUACGGAAAAUUUGAACGGUCUUUUUCUCUCAAAAAUCCUUCAGCGUCUACAGUUACUGCUCAUUUGAUUCACAAUGGAAUUGUUGGUUUGGACAAAUCGGAAACCAUUAAUUUGCGCCCAGAUGAACGAUCAUUGCCAAUUCAAGUACCCGAACCCAUUCAGACUACAGCACCCAUUUUGGUUUCAGCACCGAAAAGAAAAUCUGCUGAGAAGCCUCAGACUAAACGUCAGACUAAGCAACGGAAAAUUUCCGACUACCUGGCACCUCCGAAUAGUACUCCGAAACAAGCCCAAAAACGUAAAGCCAACACCAAAUCAAAUGGAAAGAAGGCGAAAAGUAGCCAGGAUGAAUGCGACAGACAAAUGGCAUUGAUGGAAAAUGAUGGUAUUGGCGUUAUCGACUUGACUGAAGUCAACAAUCCACCGGAUGCAGUCGACACAUCCAACGAUAUAACAGAAUACAAUCGAGCGGUCGGGAAUAAUCGAAUUACUACCAACACAAAACAGAGCGCGAUUGAUUUUCUACAAAAAUUUAAAAUGCCCACGAAGGGAGUCUUCAAGUUUGUACAACCGCCAAAGACAUUACAAAAUUUAAGCCAGGUCCAGCGUGAGGAUAGCAGUUUGUGUGUGAGUGACGCUACAGUUGGUGGAAGCGAAGAUUUGUUGAGUCCGAUAUCAGACUUACCGGGGAAUCAGUUGCCAGCGAUACAUAAUGUUCGGAGUAAUUCGUUCCCAAAAGCGAUGGUCAAUGACCGCAGCAGACAAGAAGUAAAUGAAGCUGAUUGUUCCUCGGAUACACGAAAUAGAACCAAAAGCACGAACCUCCAAGAUGAGCCCAAAACAAUUGAAAGUAACGACGACAAUAAAAACGUUUAUGUGCCCAGCUGCAUCAAGGCCAUGUUCGGAAGCCAAAGUCAAACGAUUCCAUCACGAGUUCAAAUACAGUCGGAGAAAACUAUGCCCAAAAAGAAGGACAUUAAUUUCAGUUACAAUCAUCUCUUGAAACCAAUCGAAAAGACUGUAACUUCUCCGAAUUCCCAAAAUUAUUCAUUGUGCGAUGUUAUUGAAGAACAACAUAAAUUGCACCGAACGCCAGCGACCCGACAAUCUCCAGCAUUUCCUUUCCACGACUUUUACAUACACAAUUUUUCUGCUGCAAAAGAAUUGGAAAGAAUUGACCGAAUUAGCCACGCAAGCAAGGACGUCAGUGUUAAUGAAGGAUUUUUCUUCUCGCUGGAAUAUGACGCACUCCCAUCAUCAUACGAAUUUCUUACCGAAACGACUCAAACAAAGGAUCAACCGAUGCGUCCCUUGCAACCGACAAAGAUAACCGGCAAAACAACGCCAAUGACAUUGAACGAACAUAAGUACUCGAAACAGAGCUACUUUCAUAAAAAAUUGCAGAUGCCACAAUUAUCCACAGCUGGUCCAUCCACUCAUCAUCCCCCACUGAAGGUCGCUCCGCAGGUCCCACAAAGUCCGUUUUUGCCGCAAUAUUACAGCUACUCGAAAGGAGUAUCAAAAGUAUCUGGUGGAGAAAGUCGUUCAUUUUUCACAGAACCGACCGAUCCUUUCAUGAAUGAUGACUGGUUUGAAUCGACGAGUCGACGAUCUCAACAAAAACCAACGUCCUCUAUAUUUUCUCAAAUUGACUAUGGUUCUUCAUCCCAUCAGGGGGGUUUCAUUCCGUCCCAGUCGAGAUUUCAUUGGUAGCAACGAAAUGGGUGAACUUAAAAUGUUUGUUUUUUGUUUCUGUUAAUUUUUCAUUUUUUUUUUCAUCCAGACUGUAAGCUUAUAUGCUGGCUGUUGUGUAUUUUGAUAAAACUGAAUUAUUGCUGGAAAAUAAUUUGCAAAAUAAAUUUUAUUUUGGAAAAAUGAUGUUCUCUCGGCUUGAUAUGGUAACUAUAGUUGAUGUUCACCAAUUGUUUUACGGAAUUCU